Messenger RNA from Porites lobata, 4158 nucleotides. Lineage: Eukaryota; Metazoa; Cnidaria; Anthozoa; Scleractinia; Poritidae. The record is from the annotation of a GenBank genome assembly.
ACUUCUCCAAAAUUCUUGGUUUUUGGACAGCUUUGAUGGACAUGGGUUGAAACGAAUAUGCCAGCAAGAUAAUCGACUGCUCAAAUCAGUGAAAGCGUAAAUAUGAUAGAAAGGUCAGUCUUUAAAAUGUCCGUGAAUAAGGAUUUAUUGCCGGUGACUGUUUGUUGGACAUUUAAAGAUAUGCAGUAAACACAUUUCAUUUAAUGAGCUUAUUUUUUGUCACAUAAGGGCUAUUACAUUAAAAGAUUAAUACCCCAGGGAUUAAAUAACUUUUCUUUAGAUGAUGAUAAUAUCGGUGAAAAAGGUAUUCCAGAAACUAAUCCUGCCAGACCACAUUUCAAUAACAAAUUGAAAACAUAUUGCAUUAAAUAUACUGAACUAAUAAUUUUAAUUUUAAAAAUAAACUGCUUAACUGUUUCAUGCAUAUCUAGUUCAAGAGUGUUUCAUAAACUAGAACUUAAUAGCUUUAAAAAAAUGAAGCAAUUUUUAAAAUUAAUUAUUUAAUUAAUUGAUUAAUCAGUUGACUAUCUAAUGUAAUUUUAAUGUUUCUUCUUUUUUUUUUUGCUUUCGCUGAUAAAGACCAAGGUAGGAAAUUUUUUUCUUUGCACUAGAGUAUUACAUUAAAAGAUUAAUUCCCAAUUCAAUUCAAUUCAAUUCAAUUUUAUUUUUCACACUUUAUAAAAUAUUUACAUUACAUAUAGUAAGGUAGGAAUACACUAAUAAAGGAGAAGAAGAAGGGAAAAAAAGAAAAUUAAUGGUUUGGGUAGAAGUGUAUGGUGGUCAGAGGAGCUUAGCUUUUGAGCUAACCACCGCUAUAUUAUGAGUGGAAAUACAUAAUAAACGUGUGCUUGGUGCCAUGGCAACUAUGGACGAUUAUGCCAGCAGUCAGGUUAUGUGAGACAGUCAUAUUACAAUUGUUACCAUUGAGAGUUAACUAGAAUUCGCUUAUAUUCUUUUUUGAACUUGUGGUAGCUAAGUGUUUUUAUCUUAGUAGGAAUCUCUUCCCAAGUUUUGGUUUUGGCAAACUUAAGUUUCUACAGAUGAUGAUAAUAUUGGUGAAAAAGGUAUCCCAGAAAGUGUAGUGUGAAAGUUCUAAAGCUGGUCUCACCCAUUUUUGUACAGCCAUUGACGAGGUUGAUCAAUUUGUCUAUACAGAGUGGCUGUUUUCCAACUAAAUGGAAAAUGGCGCACGUCUACAAAAUGGUUUUUGUAGACUUUAGAAAAGCGGUUGACGUUGUUGAUCAUCAGUUGCUUCUUACGAAACUGCGCCUGUAUAGAGUGAGUGAUCCUUCGCUGUUAUGGUUUGAAUCAUAUCUUUCUGGUCGCCAACAGUUUGUCAGUGUUGACGGUCAAAGAUCAGACUCUCUACUUAUCAAGCAAGGGGUACCGCAAGGAAGCGUCUUAGGUCCCGCACUGUUUUUGUUAUUUGUGAAUGACAUUCCAUUACAUCUAACAAAUUCAACUGUGGACAUUUACGCUGACGACACUUCAAUAACCACAAGUGCGCAUUUCUCGGAUCUGUGCUCGAUGACGCAACAUUUAAAUUCCGAUCUUGAUGCGGUUCAUAGAUGGGCGUCCUGCAACAAAAUGUUCAUCAACAAGAAAAAAACGAAGUCUAAACUGGCUCUCUAAUAAAGAGAUGUGCACUAGUGUAUAAGCAGGUCCACAAUAAUAAUUAUUAUAUUACACCUAUUUAUUUGAAUAGUCUAUUAGUCAGAAAUUCAGAAAUUCAUAAGCAAGCCACUAGACAUUCAAACAUAAAUCUGGUGUGCCCCAAGUAUAAACGAAAAACAGAAGGAGGUCGUACUUUCACUAUUAGUACUAUAAAGGACUGGAAUUGCAUGAAUGCCAAUAUAAGGAAUAAUGGCUCGCUAGCAAGUUUUAAGCAUAACGUUUUUAAAUCCUUUCUAGCUGAACAAAAGGCUGCGAUGUUCCUUAGACUGUAAUUGUAUAUACGUUUUAAGUUGUUUUAAUCUAUCUUAGUCAAAAUGUCUUUUUAGAAAUUAUCUAUUUUAUUUUAUCCUAAAUUAUCUUUGAAAAUAGUAUAUUUUAUAUUUUUUAGUUGUAGAAUCUAUAUUUGUAAUUUGUUUUGAGGGACACAGAGUCAUCAGUGUCUUAAGACUACUGUUAAGACAUUACUGUUUUACCCUCUUUAAAUAAAGCCUCUUAUUAUUAUUAUUAUUAUUACUAAUCCUGCCAGACAUUUCAAUAACAAAUUGAAAACAUAUUGCAUUAAAUAUACUGAACUAAUAAUUUCAAUUUUAAAAAUAAACUGCUUAACUGUUUCAUGCAUAUCUAGUUCAGGAGUGUCUCAUAAACUAGAACUUAACAGCUUUAAAAAAAUGAAGCAAUUUUUAACAUUAAUUAUUUAAUUAAUAAAUUAAUCAGUUGACUAUGUAAUGUAAUAAAAAAAGAAGAAACAUUAAAAUUAUUUUAAUGUUUCUUCUUUUUUUUUGGCUUUUGCUGACAAAUAUCAAGUUAGGAAAUUGUUUUUUCAUUGCACUGGAGUGUAAAAUUCUAUUUACUUUGCUUUUCAUUCAGGUAUGAAACUUGAAAAGGAACAUUCCAAUACAUUAAAGCUGGAUGGCAAACAAAGCAGAUAUACUGACAUCGUCAUUCGUCCUUUUGAGCCAUGUGAUACCGAUGUGGUUCGUAACAUCUUUGCUGAAAGCAUGGGAGAAAUGCGCAGUCCCCUAGUCCGAGAUGUCAUGUACCAAGCCAUUGUUUAUGGAUUAUAUUUAUCAUUACCAGCAGCAGUGCUAAGUGUUGUAUGGUUUUCUUGGUUUUUAGCACUUUAUUUUAUCAUUCUCAUUUUCAUUUUAAUUGUUUUGUUUGCUGUGUUACACAUUGGUUUCUCAAGGUACAUUCAACGAUGUUUAGACACUGAUCUAGGAGACAUAAAACAUACAUAUUUCCAGCAAAAGUUGUCGCACUUGUGGGUUGCAGAGUGCAACCGAACAGUAAUUGGUAUGGUAGCUCUCGUUCCCGAUAUUGACCAUGAAGGAUGCUUUGGAAAGUCUGGGGAAGUUGUCGGAAGGCUUCGGAGAAUGGCUGUUUUACCAGAAUUUCGUAGAUUAGGUGUCGCCAAACAACUUCUUGACACACUUCUGUCUUAUGCAAAGCAAGUUGGGUAUAAACAAAUUGUUUUGCUGACAACCAGCGCUCAAGAAGCCGCUAUUAAAUUUUACACAAAGCACGACUUCCAACUGGUAUCAAAGAGACUUGCCAACAGAGCAAUGAGAGGAUUUUACCAUUUUGAUUAUUCUUAUGACCUUGAAAGAUGGAAAUAAAAUAAGUACCGUAUUUAUUCGAAUGAGCGCCCAACCUCGAAUUAGCGCCCACCUCGAAUAAGCGCCCAUCCUAAAGGCCGAAAAAGUUAAUAAGCGCCCAGCCUUGAAUAAGCACCCACCCCCUCCUCCUCCCAAUCAUAUCAAACUCAAAUAGGCGCUCACCCCCACCCCACCCACUUGAGUGAAUAAAUUCUAACUGAGAGACCUCCCUGAGGAAGGAGUUUUCUUCAGAGUAUUUUACAGAAACCUUGCUUUGUUACUUCUUCGCGUUUUGUUAUUAGUAUUUAUUGUUUUGUUGCAAAAUAAACAUACUUCACUUGCUUAAAAUGGUGAAAAUUUAAUAAGCACCCAGCCUCGAAUAAGCGCCCACCUGGAAUAAGCGCCCACUCUCAAGGUCCAAAAAUUUAAUAAGCGCCCAGGGCGGUUAAUCGAAUAAAUACGGUAUUAAACAUAAUAAAUAUCAUUAUUUAUUAUAAAAAUUCCUAAAGACAGGCUGUUACAGUCACAUACCGAGAGGUUUUUCACCCAGCUGUUGUUCAAUAGGAAUCCCGGGUUUUUGUAAUCCAGAAUACUUCGUAAGAAAUCCGGAAUCCCAAUAAUGAUUGAAAUCCAAGAUCCACUGGCAAAGAAUCUGUAAUUUAGUACCUGGAAUCUGGAAUCCACAGCAUGGAAUCCAGAAUCGAAGUCUGUCUUGGAUUCCCUUACAUUGGGCGAAGUGUAAAAUAAGGGAAACAGCUGGUGUAAGAGACAAAUAUCUUUCACCAUUUUAUAUUUACAGUGAAACCUGUAUUAAGCGGACACCCUCGGGGAAUGCUGUAGUGUCCGCUUAAUACAGGGUGUCCGCCUAAUACAGGUUUCGAUAUAUAAC